AUGAAUUUAUUAGUAUUCAGUAUACUAAUAACUUGUUUACUGAACAGCGUUUAUAGUGGAUACAAUGGAUAUACUAAUGGAAUUAGUGCAGUUACCAGUCGUCCUGGUGGAGGUGAAAGUCAUGAAAAUUCUGUAGAUGUUUAUAAUAAAUAUUACGAUAGUAAGAAAUAUAGUUAUGGUACUGAAUACACAAGCGAUGAUUCCAACAAGUACACUUACGGCAAAAACUAUGACAAAUAUAGUUAUGACAAGUAUAGCUAUGAUAAAUAUGGUCAUGAGAAGGGGAACGAGAAGUAUGCUUACGGCAAAAACUAUGAAAAAGGCUACGAUAAAUAUGCUUAUGACAAGUACGGUUAUGGCAAAUAUGGUUACGACAAAUAUGGUUAUGACAAAUACGGAUAUGACAAAUAUGGUUAUGAUAAGUAUGGAUAUGACAAAUAUGGAUAUGGUAAGUAUAGCUAUGAUAAAUACGGGUAUGACAAGUAUGGUUACGAGAAGUAUGGAUAUGAUAAAUAUGGUUACGAAAAGGGUUAUGACAAGUAUGGUUCAGACAAAUAUGGCUACGAAAAGGGUUAUGACAAGUAUGGUUCAGACAAAUAUGGCUACGAAAAGGGUUAUGACAAGUAUGGUUCAGACAAAUAUGGCUACGAAAAGGGUAAUGACAAGUAUGGUUCAGACAAAUAUGGCUACGAAAAGGGUUAUGACAAGUAUGGUUCAGACAAAUAUGGCUACGAAAAGGGUUAUGACAAGUAUGGUUCAGACAAAUAUGGCUACGAAAAGGGUUAUGACAAGUAUGGUUCAGACAAAUAUGGCUACGAAAAGGGUUAUGACAAGUAUGGUUCAGACAAGUACGGAUAUGAUAAAUAUGGUUACGGGAAGUAUGGAUAUGACAAAUAUGGCUACGAGAAGUACGGCUAUGAUAAAUAUGGUUACGACAAAUACGGAUACGACAAAUAUGGUUACGACAAGUAUGGCUACGACAAAUAUGGUUAUGAAAAGGGUUACGACAAGUAUGGAUACGACAAAUAUGGUUACGAGAAGUAUGGCUAUGAUAAAUAUGGUAACGAAAAAUACGGAUACGACAAGUACGGGGAUGACAAGCAUGGUCAUGGAAAAGAAUAUGAGAAUUAUGGUUACACCAAAGAAUAUAGCAAGAAUUAUAAGGAUUACUAUAAGAAAUAUGACAAAUACGAUUAUGGUAGUAGAUAUGAAAAAUACAGUUAUAGUAAAGACCACGAUAAGCAUGAUCAUGAUGAACAUGACCAUCAUGACGACCACCACCACCACCAUCAUCAUCAUGAGCAUGACCAUCAUCAUCAUCAUGAACAUGAUCACAAAAAUGGCAAAGGGUACUAA
Messenger RNA from Schistosoma rodhaini, 1356 nucleotides. The record is from the annotation of a GenBank genome assembly. Lineage: Eukaryota; Metazoa; Platyhelminthes; Trematoda; Strigeidida; Schistosomatidae.